AUGUACAGGACGCAGCAGCGCAAAGCCCAAAAAAACGAGCACAAGCAGUAUCCUGUCGAGCCCAAUGGCAUCGAGCUAAUACUAGGCGGUAUAUUCAGCUCCCUUGCGCUCUUCUCGCCUCGCAAGGGCCUCAAUCUAUACGAAAGCCCUGUCAAAUAUCUCUCUGUGUCCGCCGGCGUGCUCCUUGGCUACUACGCGAUCUUGACAUUUGCCGAUAUAUACUGCUUCAAAGUAUCUGACAGAGUGCGGCGACAGACAAAGACCAUGGGCGGGCGCCUCAGAGACCAAGGCGAGACUGCGAUGGCGGCCAUUGUUGUUGCGCUGUUGGCUGUGACGCCCGCGAUCUUGACAUUGGAAGCCAAGGUUGGAGCAUGGCAGCGGGCGCUGCUGUCUGUAGACCCGAAGUCAUUGCCGGAGAAGUGGGCGGCUGGGUUCUUUUGGAGUACCAUGGUUACCAGCUGGGCGUUCGCGUACUUUAUGCCGAUGGAUUGGGAUCGGCCGUGGCAAAAGUGGCCAAUUCCCAUUGUUGGUGGCGCAUUCCUUGGGUACUUGAUCGGUCUGUUUGUUGUUGGCAUCCGCUGCUUUGUCCUGCCCUUGGCGCGCGCUGACUUUAUCGAAACUGAGGAGUCUAAGCUCGAGAUGACCCGUGUUCCUCUGAACAGCAAAGCCGCAGCCUGCUGCGAGACCAAGAAGGAAAAGUGA
Kickxella alabastrina is the source of this 702-nucleotide messenger RNA. RefSeq names its product GPI biosynthesis protein family Pig-F-domain-containing protein. The record is from RefSeq and is a predicted model, not a curated record. NCBI's taxonomy places the organism in Eukaryota, Fungi, Kickxellomycota, Kickxellomycetes, Kickxellales, Kickxellaceae. Gene Ontology annotation, cellular component: endoplasmic reticulum membrane. The coding region runs from base 1 to 702 and encodes 233 amino acids. Gene Ontology annotation, biological process: GPI anchor biosynthetic process. The transcript has 4 exons.